CGCCUCCCGAGCAGGUCCAACCAGGUAUAUAUGUCCUUCUCACUCAGCCCUCAAUAUGCCCUUCUCGACCGCGGAUGACAGUAGCUUACGCUUUCCAGAGGGUGAUCUAAAAUUGCUUUAGAUCAACUGUCUCCUGUCUAUUACUCGUCGUCGCAUCGCCUAACAUGUCGGCCCAGACAAAAAUCUUGCGAACAGCUAACGCUCCCCGCACCACCCCCGAUGAGACCGAGCUCAUGGUAGCCCAGGCUAUCCUCGACUUGGAGACCAACGUACCUGAUUUGAACGCUGAACUCCGUCCUCUCCAGAUCAGUGCCGCUCGUGAGGUUGAGGUCAAGGGUGGUCGCAAGGCCAUUGUCAUCUUCGUACCCGUCCCCCAGGUCAAAGCUUUCCACAAAGUUCAAGGCCGAUUGACCCGUGAACUCGAGAAGAAGUUCUCCGACCGUCAUGUAGUCUUCAUUGGUCAACGACGAAUGAUGCGCAAGCCUACCCGUGGUACCAGACAGAAGCAACAGCGACCACGAUCCCGUACUUUGAAAGAAGUUCACGAGAAGAUUCUCGAAGACUUGGUCUACCCUACCGAGAUCACUGGCAAGCGAAUCCGUUUCCACACCGAUGGCUCCAAGGUCAUGAAAGUUUUCCUUGACUCCAAGGAUGCCACCUCGUUGGAAUACAAGUUGGACUCUUUCUCCUCCGUCUACCACCGACUCACUGGCAAGACUGUUCACUUUGAAUUCCCCACUGUUCAGGAAAUUUAA
Molecule: messenger RNA, 755 nt
Organism: Puccinia graminis f. sp. tritici CRL 75-36-700-3
Lineage: Eukaryota; Fungi; Basidiomycota; Pucciniomycetes; Pucciniales; Pucciniaceae
Product: 40S ribosomal protein S7
Exons: 4
Coding region: 165-755 (196 amino acids)
Biological process (GO): translation; ribosomal small subunit biogenesis; rRNA processing
Cellular component (GO): small-subunit processome; 90S preribosome; ribosome
Molecular function (GO): structural constituent of ribosome
Source: RefSeq, a predicted model, not a curated record